Pelobates cultripes (western spadefoot toad) is the source of this 4483-nucleotide messenger RNA. Lineage: Eukaryota; Metazoa; Chordata; Amphibia; Anura; Pelobatidae. The record is from the annotation of a GenBank genome assembly.
AUGGCUCAUUCAUCCACUGGUCAGCCUCUGACAAUCAAUAUUUUAAGCAAAUUCCAGCACCUGAUACUCUUACAAAAAAUGAUGUCACAUAGAGGUAGGUACCAUGACAAGAAGAUUUUGUUGCAGCUGUAUAGGUUAACACAUCACUAAUAGUUUGUCAGUGAAAUCUGUAGAAGUUAAGACGGUCUGAGAGUUAAAUGGAUCUGAGGUUAAGGAGUCUGAGGAUUAGUUAGGAAUGUCAGGUAUGAUGUGCCAAAGAUAAAGGAAAGAGGAAAUGAGUAUGAGAAGGGGGAGAACUUUGAAAAAAAGACUAACACAACAGAAUUCUUUAAGAAAAUGUCUGUGCUACCAUUCCCUAACUUUUGUCUUCUGUCCUUCAUUUAGAUGUUCUGCUACUUCUGUGCCUUAGUUUGGGGGUCCUUGGAGCCCCCCACUCACGUAUUUUAUCAACGAGUGUCGGAUUCCUGGAUGAUAAUAAAGAGUUGAGCCGCAAGAUCACUUUGGCUACAUAUGAUCUAAGAGAAAUUAUGGUGAGUGUCUUCUGCUGGUAAAGGCUUUGGAGUCCAUGAUGUGGUGAUACCUUUAGAAUAUAUGCGUUAAAAAAUCCUGGGAUUGGUCUGAGCAUCGUCUGCAGGGACCCCCCUUCCCAUGACUGUAUCACUUCGAAAAAAGUUAUUACGACCACAAAGCCACUUUAUAAUCCCACCGAAUAUCUUGCACCGUUCUCCAGGGUGAACGAGCAUUGCGACAUUCCAAACCUGCAUGUUACGGAGUUCUGUAGUUAAGUGAAGGAAACAUCUAGCUGAAGGCAUUUCCUUAUCCAAAUUUAACCCUGCCUACUGUAUUCUGUCACACACACCCUUAGUCUCUCUCUCAGUACAAAGCAUAUCGGUUUGUUACAAAACAGCAAAAUUUGGUUCCUUAUGCUGAGAGCCCAGAUAUUACGGGAAUAAUCUGGCACUACCUGAGAUGCACAUUUGACGGCCGCUGCUUUUAUAUUUUUGCUCAGUGUGAAGUUCACAAACUAUGUGACGAAGAGGAACUCAGAAUAAUUCAGAAUGGGCUGGGACUACACGCAACCCCUCUGGAACAGUGCGACACUGUGAGCUUCAACAAGGUAAGUUACCAUAAACUAAAAAGCAGCAAUGCAUGAGGAAACAAAUAGGGCUUUUUCACUAAACACCAAAUUGUGGUGAAUUGAAACUUGUGGUGUAACGGCGAGCAAAUCCAAGGAGAAAUCUGUCUUUUUAGAUUAAAAAAGUAUUUUUAGAUUUUUUUUCUAAAAAGUUUUGGCAAAAUUGAAAAUUACGUAAAUUAUUUAUGUUGUAUUGUUCGCUCUUUCUUUUGCGGCAACAACAGAAAGAGGGAUAUGUAAAAGUCUGAACUUACCGGGCUUGUGCCUUUUUCAGCAUUAUUACUAUGUUACUAAGAAUUGCAAAAGUGCUGAUUAUGAAAAAUUCUUAAAGUGUGAAUUUUGUAAUUCAGUUUUGAGUUUACUACAAUUGGCAUGGUUAUUUACCAACGUGAGAAUUCAAAGCGAAUUUCAAAUUUAAGGCCUUAGUAGCCGAACCGACUAACAGAAUUGAUCAAUUUAGGCUAUUUUAGCUUUAAAUUUGACAUUUGAAGAAUAACUCUGCUGGUGUUUACUGACUAAUCUCCAAAGUUAAUGUAAACGAAUAAUCUUCAUUCCCCAUGGACUGAUGCUCAUGCCCCAUGCAAUUUGAUUGUCUAUACAUUUAAAAUUUGGAAACUUAUUUUUUUGUUAUUUAUUCAACAAAUGGUCUCUGCUGCACCCUAGCUCAGUGAUGGUUAACCUUGACACUAUAAAUUGUUUCUGGACUACAUUUCCCAUGAUGCUCAGCUAGCCUUUAGAGUCUAAAAGCUAGCUGAGCAUCAUGGAAAACAUAGUCCAGAAACCAUUUAUGGUGUCAAGGUUAACCAUCACUGCCCUAUAUCAAUAGCUGCACUUUGUGUUAGUUUUGUAUAGUGCAGUUACACUUUGUCUCACGUAUAGGGCCCUCAACUGCUACUGUAUCAGCCUGUGAAACUAUCACUUCUGUUUUGUUUACUGUAGUUUUUUUUUUUUUUGACAAGUGCCCACAUGGAAUUUUCUAUAUAGGUCAUUGCACCAGCAAUUGUAGUACUUUUAGACAAACUUGUAUACAAUGAAAUCAUUGUAUGUAGAUGAUGGAGAACCAAUAACCAGGUUAAAGCGGGGGCCAUCUAUAAUCACAGUAAUUUAAGCAAACAUUUUCAUAUUGUUUAGAAAACCCAUUAUAGGGCAGUGACUAUAUUAUAAGCCAGCCAUUUUCUUUUACUUCUAACAUAGCAACAUAAAAUCUGACAGGGCUAUUUACCAAGAUGAGAACUGCUGAGAAUUCAAAAUAAAUAUCAACAUUUCUUUUCAAUGAAGCCAUAUUAGAGACAUUCUCCGGGUCUAAAUUCUACUUUGAAUUUAAAGUAAUGCUCACUUUAUUGAAUAACCCAGUACAAAAUUACAUUCAUACACACACACACUGAAAGUUAGGUUUGUGAUCAGAGGGUUGGUAGGGGUUAACUAACGUGAGAAAGGGGUGUGUAUGAAAGAGAGUAGCUGUGAAUAGGAACACAGCAAUUAAAAAAAAAAAGUUGGCGUUAAAGGGACACUACACUGUAAAUCAGGGGUGCCCAAAAGGGAGAUCCCCAGAUGUUGUAGAACUACAGCUCCCAUGAUGCUUUGCGUGCCUUUAGAAGGUCCUUAGAAUGACAAAGCAUCAUAGAAGUUGCAGUUUAAAAACAUCUGGGGAUCUACCUUAUGGGCACCACAUGCUGUAAAUUCUCUAUGAGACCAUGAAUUAAGCAUUGCAUUAACAAAUUCAAAGUUAUUUACUAGUCUUAGAAUAGUAGUGAAUUAAAUCUUGAAUUGUAAAAUGUAGGCUAAAAUAGCCUCUCUGUGACUAUAGCGAAGUUGGAGAAUUUUUCUAGAUCAGCUGUUGACUACCUUUUGGGUACCCCUGUUUUAGAGCUCACUUAUGUGCAUAACAUGUUGCCAUUGAAAACGAUGACAACAUUUUAUAGUUUUACAAUGAAAUAAAGCAUUUAUCUUUGAAUAAAUAUAAUAGUUGUUAAUAGCCAAUGUGAUGUUGAUGGAGUUGAUAGAAUACAGGAAAUGUAACCUCACACUUCUUUCCCCACAGGGCGCAUGUUUUUCCCAGCUGUCCAGUGGCCUGAGUGGUUUCAUGACACUACUUACCUCAACUAGAGACUUACCACAAGACAAACUAGACAGUUUGGAGGCUGACAUCAAAGAUCUGCUUACCAAUAUCCAGGAAGAGGUGAGAAUCUUACACAGGGACAAUUGCUGAAUAAAGAGGGGUAGGGGGUAAUACGUGACUAUAUGAUCAGCCCAAAAUGUUUACUGCAGAUGUAGAGGAAUGAGUCUUGAAUCAAAAUGGAAUCCUUGUAUUAUAUUUAAGUGUAUUCUUAAUGGUGGACACAAACACAUCAUACAACGAUAUUUAGUAAUGUAAACAUUGUUAGAAAUUCAAAGUGAAUUUCAAAUUCUAGCUCAAAAUAGCAAAAAAUGGAAAUAUAGUUUAUUUGGACCAUGUUUCUAAUUAAGCUAUAUUGACUUAAAGGAACACUAUAGGCAUCAAAAUAACUUUACCUUAUUAAGUAGUUUUGGUGUAUAGAUCAAGCCCCUGCAGUCCCACUGCUUGUUUCUCUGCCAUUUAAGAGUUAAAUCACUUUUGUUUCUGUUUAUGCAGGCCUAACAACACUUCCCCUGCCUGUGUCUCACACAACCUGCAAUAAAUAAAUGUUUAAUUUUUAAUCAGAUGUUAACUUACUUUAUUAGUUUUUAUCUCCUGCUUUAUAAAUUGAACUUUAAUCACAAUAAAGUGAUUUCCUUUAUGUGCAAUACAGGAAAUUUAAACAUCACAUUUCUCUUUACGUGAAGUGUUUAAGAAGGCAGUGUACGUCACACCUCCCUUCAUGUGACUUACACAACCUUCCUAAACACUUCAUGCUAAGAUAGGGCAGUAUAAACAAAGUAAUUUAACUCUUAGAUGGCAAAUAAUUAGGCAGUGAGAUUGCAUGGACAUGAUCUAUACACCGAAACUGCUUCAUUAAGCUAAAGUUGUUUUGGUGCCUAUAGUGUUCCUUUAAGUUUUAAAUUUACUUUGAAUUCCCAACAAUUCAAUUUUCACAUUACUUUUUAAAACAGAACACUGGAUACAUUCCUCCUAUUGUGUUCCAUUAAUUUUUUACAAAUGUGAUUUUCCCACCAUACUAACAGAAAGAUUGGCUUGUUCGAUAAUCAAAAACACAAACCAAAUAACGUCUCUUGUCUCAACAGAUGGAAGCACAAGGAAUUAAUGCUGUUAACCACUCCAUUCAGGAAACACCAAUAUACAAAACACCAUUAGAAGAAAAAGCAGGAACCUUCCUGAUCUUAUCAAACCUGCACAAAUUUAUGCUUAUGGUCCAAAAUGUAUUAGGAUAA